AUGAUUGAGGACAUUACGACUCUCCGUGAGGAGCAUGUGUACCGCGCCAAGCUCGCUGAGCAGGCGGAGCGCUAUGACGAGAUGGCUGAGGCCAUGAAGAACUUGGUGGAAAACUGUUUGGAAAGCGGUUCUCCCACCAAGGGCGACGAAUUGACUGUUGAGGAGAGAAACCUUCUCAGCGUCGCUUAUAAGAACGCCGUGGGUGCCCGCCGAGCAAGCUGGCGUAUCAUCUCGUCUGUGGAACAGAAGGAGGCUAACAGAAACCACAUGACCAACAAGGGACUUGCAGCGGACUACCGGCAAAAGGUCGAGAAUGAGCUCAACAAGAUUUGCCAGGAGAUCCUUACCCUGCUGAGCGAUAAGCUGCUUCCACGUACCACUGAUUCCGAGAGUCGCGUGUUUUACUUCAAGAUGAAGGGCGAUUAUUACCGUUAUAUAUCCGAGUUCAGCAAUGAAGAGGGAAAGAAGGCGUCGGCUGAACAGGCAGAGGAGUCUUACAAGAGGGCGACUGAAACUGCAGAGGCAGAACUCCCCUCAACUCAUCCUAUCCGUCUGGGUCUUGCGUUGAACUACUCCGUUUUCUAUUACGAAAUUCUGAAUCAGCCACAGAAGGCCUGUGAAAUGGCCAAGCUGGCAUUCGACGAUGCAAUAACUGAAUUCGACAGCGUAUCUGAGGAUUCAUACAAGGACUCGACUCUGAUCAUGCAGCUGCUGCGUGACAAUCUGACUCUCUGGACCAGCGAUCUGCAAUCUCAGGAACAGCAGCAGCAGCCUGUGGGUGAAACCGCAGAGGCGCCCAAAGUGGAGGCUACGGAGCAGCAGUAG
This is a messenger RNA of Cyclospora cayetanensis, 825 nucleotides long. RefSeq names its product 14-3-3 protein. Lineage: Eukaryota; Apicomplexa; Conoidasida; Eucoccidiorida; Eimeriidae. The transcript has 4 exons. Gene Ontology annotation, cellular component: cytoplasm. Gene Ontology annotation, biological process: signal transduction. The coding region runs from base 1 to 825 and encodes 274 amino acids. The record is from RefSeq and is a predicted model, not a curated record.